CCUUGGUGAUUUUUCCUCCCUGGCUCCCUUCAUCCCAGAUCAUUGCUCUCAGCUGUAUGCCGUAUCCCUAGAGGCAAAUUAGCUUUUCUAAAUAUAACACAAAGCACCGGACUUCACCGCCAAUAUCUUCUCCCUCUCAGAAGCACACCUCGACCAGGGCCUCAAGUGGCAAUCACGACCUCGCGCUGUGAAAACCCGCGGGUGGCCUAAUCCUCCGCUGUACGGAAUGGAGACGCCUCAAAGAUGGCGGCUCACGCUCAGAGGCACCACUGGGCGAGGCCAUGUUUUCGGCCAGACAGCGUCUCUUAUGGGAACUGCGCCAUGUUGAUUGUUGGCACACGUAGCUUCCAAGGUAACUCAGAGCAUGCGCACUACCAACAGUUCUUGAGGGGAGGAGUUAGAGGGCAGACCGGAAGCGGAAGUGGUCCUCCACGAAGGCUUUUUCUCUGCUGGUGUCAGGAGUUUCUCCCCGUAUCAAUUGCAAGAGGUCUCUGAGAUACACUCAGCUUAUCUUGUCUGAUUAAAGAAAAUUAAAGAAAAAGGUUUUUUGGUGUCUCUGGGGAGCCCCUGGGUUAGAUCUUUAUCCAGACUCCAGCCUGCGUCUCUCCAGCAGCUCUGCUUGAGUUUACAGAUGUCUACAAAGCUUUAGGCUCCUGAGAGAUUAAAGUUUGAGACCCACCAUGACUAUGUCAGCUAAUCGGACCUCUCCCCAGAAAUCCCUGAUCCUGGUUCCAGAGGAACAUGACAAUUCAUUUGAGGGAUCGGUGUCCUUCAGGGAUGUCGCUGUAGAUUUCAGCAGAGAGGAGUGGCAGCAUCUAGACCUUGCUCAGAGAAACCUGUACCGGGAUGUGAUGCUGGAGACCUAUAGUCACCUGCUCUCUGUAGGGUAUGAAGUUCCCCAACCAGAAGUUUUCAUGUUGGAGCAAGGAAAGGAGCCAUGGGCAUUGCAGGGUGAGAGCCCACAUCAGAACUGUCCAGAAGAUUUGUGGCAGAUUGGUGACCAGAUAGAGAGCUAUCAGCAAAAAGAAAACAAAUCUUUAAGAGAUGUUGCUUUCAUCAAGAAAAUUUUGACAACAAAGAAGGAUUAUGAAUAUAAGGACAUUAGAAAAAUAAUUUAUGUGAGCCAAAACAUUCUUUCUCCAAAAAGAUCCCAUCAGUGUGACUCAUUUGGAAUUGCUUUCAAGCAUGCUUUAGAUUUACACAGUCAUUAUAGAAACAGUACCUCAAAGAACAUUAAUAAGAUUACUGAAUAUAGUAAAAUUUCUUACUAUACUGACCCUGAGUGUUCUCCAACAGGAGAGAAGUUAUGGGACCAUAAUCAAUGUGGAAAAAUUCUCAGCUAUAAACAAGCACCCUCUCAACAUCAGAAAAUUCAUACUGGGGAAAAACCUUAUGAAUGUGCUGAAUUUGGAAAGAUCUUCACCCAGAAGUCACAGCUCAGGGUACAUCUGAAAGUUCAUACAGGAGAAAAACUCUAUGUGUGCAUUGACUGUGGGAAGGCUUUUGUAAAGAAGCCAGAAUUCAUUACACAUCAGAGAGCCCAUACUAGAGAGAAGCCCUAUAAGUGCAGUGAAUGUGGAAAAGCUUUUUUCCAAGUGUCUUCUCUCUUAAGGCACCAGAGAAUUCAUACUGGAGAAAAACUUUAUGAAUGCAGUGAAUGUGGAAAAGGCUUCUCUUAUAACUCUGAUCUCAGUAUACAUCAAAAAAUUCAUACUGGAGAGAGACACCAUGAAUGUAAUGAUUGCGGCAAAGCAUUUACGCAAAAGUCUACACUCAAGAUGCAUCAAAAGAUUCAUACAGGUGAGCGAUCCUAUAUAUGUAUUGAAUGUGGACAGGCCUUCAUCCAGAAGACACACUUGAUUGCACACCGAAGGAUUCAUACUGGAGAAAAACCAUAUGAAUGCGAUAACUGUGGGAAGUCCUUCAUUUCUAAAUCACAGCUCCAGGUACAUCAACGAAUUCACACAAGAAUGAAACCCUUUAUAUAUACUGAAUAUGGGAAGAUCUUCAACAAUAGUUCCAACCUCAUUACACAUAAGAAAGUUCAAAUUAGAGAGAAAUCUUCCAUAUGCACUGAAUGUGGUAAGGCCUUUACUUACAGAUCAGAACUCAUUAUACAUCAGAGAAUUCACACUGGGGAAAAACCUUAUGAAUGUGGUGACUGUGGAAAAGCUUUUACUCAAAAGUCAGCACUCACAGUGCAUCAGAGAAUUCAUACAGGAGAAAAAUCAUAUGUAUGCAUGAAAUGUGGACUAGCCUUCAUCCAGAAGGCUCACUUGAUUGCACAUCAAAUAAUUCAUACAGGAGAGAAACCUUAUAAGUGUGGCCACUGUGGGAAAUCCUUUACUUCCAAGUCACAACUCCAUGUACAUAAACGAAUUCACACAGGAGAGAAACCUUAUAUGUGCACUAAAUGUGGGAAGGCAUUCACUAACAGGUCAAAUCUCAUUACACAUCAGAAAACUCAUACUGGAGAGAAGUCUUACAUAUGUCCUAAAUGUGGAAAAGCCUUCACACAAAGGUCAGACUUGAUUACACAUCAGAGAAUUCAUACUGGAGAGAAACCUUAUGAAUGUGGUACCUGUGGGAAAGCCUUUACCCAAAAAUCACACCUCAAUAUACAUCAGAAAAUUCAUACUGGAGAAAGGCAGUAUGAAUGCCAUGAAUGUGGGAAAGCCUUUAACCAGAAAUCAAUACUCAUUGUGCAUCAGAAAAUUCAUACAGGAGAGAAACCUUAUGUUUGCAGUGAGUGUGGAAGAGCUUUCAUCCGGAAAUCAAACUUCAUUACUCAUCAGAGAAUUCAUACUGGAGAGAAACCUUAUGAAUGCAAUGAUUGUGGGAAAUCCUUUACCUCAAAAUCUCAGCUCCUGGUACAUCAACCAAUUCAUACAGGAGAAAAACCAUAUGUGUGUGCUGUUUGUGGGAAAGCCUUUAGUGGCAGGUCAAAUCUCAGUAAACACCAGAAAACUCAUACUGGAGAAAAGCCCUACAUCUGUUCUGAAUGUGGGAAGACCUUCAGACAGAAGUCAGAGUUGAUUAUACAUCAUAGAAUUCACACUGGAGAGAAACCAUAUGAAUGCAGUGACUGUGGCAAAUCUUUCACUAAGAAAUCACAACUUCAAGUGCAUCAGCGAAUUCACACAGGAGAAAAGCCUUAUAUAUGUGCUGAGUGUGGGAAGGCUUUCACAGAUAGGUCGAAUUUGAAUAAACACCAGACAACACACACUGGAGACAAACCCUAUAAGUGUGUAGUCUGUGGGAAAGGCUUUGUCCAGAAAUCUGUGCUCAAUGUCCAUCAGAGUAUUCACACUUGAGAGGAACAGUAUAAGAAAAACUCAGAUCAGUUCUGAUUGUAUAUCAUUGAAUUUUUCCAGGAGGAAAAUAUGCGUAUUAUCAUAAGUAGAAAUACCCUAUCAAAAUGUUCCACAUUACUGAACAGAAGAGGGCCCAGAAUGAAGGGGACCCUUCCUACAUUGUCACCACCUUCAUUAAACCAUGAGGCAUUCAUCCUGGAAAAAAAGGGAUUUUGUCCAUUUGACAGAUUAAAGAAGGCUUCUCAUGAAAAAUAUGAUGGAACUGAGGCGCCUAGGUGGUUUUUCCGGUUGAGCAUCAAAUACUUGAUCUUGGCUCAGGUCUUGAUCUCAUGGUUGUGAGUUCGAGCCCUGUGUUGGGCUCUGCACUGGGCAUGGACCCUACUUACAAAAAAUAUGUAUGAAGCAACAUUGUUACCAAAUUCUGCAUAGGGAGGUUUGUUAUGUUAAUGAUAAUCCUGUUUACUAUGGAAUAGGUAAAGUGCUAACAAGCUAAAUGGUAGAACAACAUAUAAUACUGACAAACCCUAAGUUCUGUGAGAUGUUUGCUGCAGAACACAUCCACAUCGUCUUAACAGUUUCGGGUGUUUUUUCAUCCUUCUGUUGAAUCUAACAUGGUUGUGUAUAUCCAGCCCCCAUUGAGUAUUUCCGUCAGGGAAGAGAUAACUCAGCAAAAAAGCUUCUUCUGUGUAUGGACACAAACCUCAGAGUGUAUGUUGACCCAUUAUCCUUUAGCAUCAUGACUUCUAACCCUCCUUUAUCACCUAUCAGUAAGGUGUCUUUGACUCUCCUCAGUCCCUAGCACAAUGUCUUCUAAGCCCCAUAAGUGCAUUAGUGCUAAACACUGUGCUAACUGCCAUUAUCUCAUUUAGCUCCUGGCAUAGUGUUUUGUGAACCUCUACUAACCUCAAGAAAGCUGACCCUCAUUUAUCCUCCAACAUAGUGUUUUGUGAACCACCACUACCCUCAGGAAAGUUUCUGAGGUAAGAAUUUUUUUGUCAUUUUGAUCAACUUUCCAUCUAGUCUCCCUUUUGCUGUCAUAGUUCUUCCAGCUUAAUGACAUGACAUUUAUAAUAAUAACAAAUCAGUAACUAAUUUUAAAAACCUCAACAUUUGUUCAUGUCUUCUCUGUGUCCAUCUUCAUGCCAUGGGCUCCACAAGCACCUUCUCCCCCAUGUGCCUCAAACAUACUAGUUCAGGUCCUGCCUCAGGGCCUGUGCUCUAUCUACAGCACUCUCUUUGAAGAACAAAGUUCCUCAUAUCUCUGUGGUUAGCUCCUUCAUGUCUUCCAGGGGCCCUCUUCAUAGAGGAUCCUCUGCUUUCUUUCCUGCCUGGCUUAAAAUUUUGGUCCCCUUCCGACUAUGUCUUUAUCUAUAGCACUUAAUUCCAUGAUGCCCUGUGUAUUUUAAUUGUCAAUGGCUGCCACACUAGAAUGUUUUUCCCUAUUUUGUUCACCACUGUGACCCUUGACCUUUGCCUGACAACAACUAUUCCAUAAAUGCACAUUUUGGAGUGUUGACCCAGCCCAUCAUAAUUUCCCUUUGAUCUUUUAUGUAUUGCAGUUUAACCCUUUGAUCUUCUCUGUAUUGCAGCAUAAGAUGCUCCAAUGGGGAGAACCAACUUGCCUAAAACACCAGGCUUUUCAUCUCUAGCUUUUACCUGGGCUGUGCCUCCUUCCUGGUCCUAAAGCUGAAACAUUACCAUAAUCCUUUUGGCCUAAUGCCAGCCAAUUUAAAGAAGGGAAAACGGAGACAGUGGGAAUCCCAUAUAGAUGCUUGGUGUUCCAGGAUUUCUUACCAUGAUUCUGAAAUGCCACAGUGAGCUCCAAAAUCACUGCAGAAUUGUCUGCUCACUUUAGCAUACACAACCUUACCCCACCCCAGACCCUUACCUAUAGACCCAUUCCUCAUGCCCUGACAGGCCCAAAGUAAUAGAAGGUAGGGGCUGACAGCAAAUAGUGCAGACCUUCCUUGGAAGUUAGGUGACUGACCCAAGACUGGCAGCAGUGAUCUCUCAAAUCCAGGCAGAAGGUUUGAUUCAACACUUAGCUGCUGGGCAGCCAAAUUGGAAGCCUCAGAAUGGUUCCUCCAAGUCAGUCAACUGGUGAUAACUGGGAGUGGGAAGUAGUAGAGUUGUGCAGAUAUAAUGUUAAUCCAUUGGUAACCCCCUUUAUUUCACCCAGUACUGUAUCUGAGGCUUCUCUAAAUGUCUUAUAACCCAAAAUUCUGCCCCAACUUAAGAUGUUUGCUGACCCUUCAAGAAAGUGUGUGGAGACCUUGCCCCCUCCCCCCAUUUUACUCCAGUACUGUCUUUACCACCCCUCCUAAUUCCAGGAAAUGGUGUCUAGAGGUCUUUUCAUUACCUCCUCCACAUUUACCUCCAGCAUAAUGUCUGUUACUUCACCUGUGUUAAAGUCUAGUAACCUUCAUAUUCCCCAUGUAUUCUUACUUUCAUGUAGUAGUGGUUGAUGGCACUUACUUCAGUUCUCAGAUUAGAGAGCUGUGAUAUACCAUUCCCCCCCAUCCAACUAUUAAUAUCUUCUGAUACUUUCUCUUUACUUAUAGUAGGAUGGUUUGUGAUCUCCCUCCAUUACUUGUCCAUCACAACAGUGGUGACUAAUUACCAUUUCCCCACCUAGCAGUGUCUGUAAUGAUCCCCAACCCAGCAUGUGGUGAUGUCCUCAGUACCUUCUCUGAAGACUGUUAAGUGCCAUUAACCUGUUCCCCCCCCACAAUUAAGGUUAAGACUGAUAAUGCACCAUAAACUCCACAUUAUUCACCUGCAUUUUGGAAUCUUCAUUAUCACUCUUCCUGUAGGACCUCCAUUAAUAAUCAGCAAAAAGUCUAUAGAUGCCCAUUUCCCAGUAACACAGUAUCUGUGACCCCUCCAUUGAAUCCUGGUAGUAUUUGCUUUUCCCCUAUUGAUCCCUACUAACAAUGCUGAUUCCCCAUUGCCCAUGUUGCUUCAUGAGUCCUUUCUUCUCCAUAUCACCACUGUUUGCAUGGACAGGAAACCUGGAAGAGGGAGAAGGGUUGAGGAUGAGAUCCUGGCAUCAUAGACCCUCUGGGGAAUUAGUGGCCCAGAGUGGGGUGGAGAGGAUCUGAGGGCCCCAGGAGACCACAAACUGAGCUUCCUAUGAUGCAACCAGAAUAGUGAAGCCUCUGAGUGUGGAUUCAAGUCCUAGUGCCAAUGCUGGGGGAUUCUGGGCCAACCCAGCAAACUUUCCUCCUGGGCAUUAAUUGCCUCACCUAUAAAAUGGAAUUAUGGAGAAUGAAGUGACUUAAGGUAAAGUCCGGGCUUACUAAGGUAGCAGGACUAGUGGAGACCAGUGUGGGUAUCCUGUUAUUGUUAAUAACAUUACUAGUUAUAAAUUGACACAAGCAUCUGACCAACAUCUACAUGGCUGUGCCCAAACCUCACAGAGGGAAACGUUCUUUUGUUGUAAAUUACUUUCAGCUAUUUCUCUUUUAUAUGUAUUAUUAUACUGUAGUACUGAGAUAUAUUUUUAAAGUCACAUUUAUUGAGGUAUUUAUAUAAAAUAAUAUUCACCCUUUUUAGUAUACAAUUUUGAGUUUUGACAAAUGCAUACAAUUAUGUAAUCACCACCACAAUCAAGACAGAGCACAUUUCCCUCACUUCCCAAAAUUUCUUCCUGUCCCUUUUUAGGCAGUCUUGCUCCCUACUUCCAGCCUCUUACAGUCACUAGUUUGAUCUGUUUCUUGUCUCUAUAAUUUUACUUUUUCCAUAAUAUAGAAAUAUACGUGUAUCCAUAUGUAUGUAUGUACAUAUGUAUGUAUGUCCUCUUGAAUCUGACCUCUCAUUUUAUGAUGUAUUUGGGAUUCAUCCACAUGGUUGUAUAAGAUACAGACAGAAAAUAAGCUGAUGAAAAGAUGCUCAACAUCAUUAGUCAGGAAAAUGCAAAUUAAGACUGUGAUGAGAUACUACUACACACUUACAAGAAUGGCUUAAAAAUUUUUUUUUAAAUAGUACCAAAAGUUGUCAAGGAUGUAAAACAGUGGAAACUUUCAUGUGCUGCUCUUGGAAAGGUAAAGUAGUUUACCCACUCUGAACCAAAAUUGGUAAGGUCUUAUAAAAUUAGCCAUAUUUAACCUAGGGAAAUGAAAAGUUAUGUAUGGAUUGAGUUCACAGAAACUAUAUUCAGUUGCCAAAAGAUUGGGAACAACCCAAAUGUCAUCAGUGCCUGAGUAAUUCAACAAACCAUAGGACAUCUAUACAAGGGAAUACUACUUACCACAAAAGGGAAUGACUUACUGACACAAGCUACAACGUGGAUGAAUCUCAAACGUAUUACAUUUUACCAUGUAAUAAUUUAAAUUAUAUUUGAUAAAAGAUUAUUAGAUAUUAGAUUAUAAAUAUAGAUAGGUUUCUAUAAUUUUAUAUGUGCAUAUCAUUACAAACUAUAGUAAUAUUGUAUAUUUACAAUAUAUAGCACACUAUAAUAUUUAUUGUAUAUUCCUUAUAAUAAAAUGUUUAUUUUAUAU
Molecule: messenger RNA, 7813 nt
Organism: Canis lupus familiaris (dog)
Lineage: Eukaryota; Metazoa; Chordata; Mammalia; Carnivora; Canidae
Product: zinc finger protein 585A
Exons: 6
Coding region: 681-3314 (877 amino acids)
Biological process (GO): negative regulation of transcription by RNA polymerase II; central nervous system development
Cellular component (GO): nucleus
Molecular function (GO): RNA polymerase II cis-regulatory region sequence-specific DNA binding; DNA-binding transcription repressor activity, RNA polymerase II-specific
Source: RefSeq, a predicted model, not a curated record